Colias croceus (clouded yellow) is the source of this 1405-nucleotide messenger RNA. It is a transcript of the gene Rpn10, whose product is annotated as 26S proteasome non-ATPase regulatory subunit 4. The record is from RefSeq and is a predicted model, not a curated record. NCBI's taxonomy places the organism in Eukaryota, Metazoa, Arthropoda, Insecta, Lepidoptera, Pieridae. Gene Ontology annotation, cellular component: nucleus; cytosol; proteasome regulatory particle, base subcomplex. The transcript has a single exon. The coding region runs from base 118 to 1209 and encodes 363 amino acids. Gene Ontology annotation, biological process: proteasome-mediated ubiquitin-dependent protein catabolic process. Gene Ontology annotation, molecular function: polyubiquitin modification-dependent protein binding.
UCUACCUAGCUGUCAGUUGUCAAUUUGGAUUGUGAUUUUGUGAAUUGUGAGUUCGUAAUUUUCAUAGAAACAAUAAAACUUUAAUUUCUUACGGCACAACAAAAUAAUUAAAUCAAAAUGGUCUUGGAGAGUACUAUGAUAUGCGUGGAUAACAGUGACUACAUGAGAAAUGGAGACUUUUUACCAACGAGACUUCAAGCUCAACAAGAUGCUGUAAACUUGGUAUGCCAUUCGAAAACACGGUCAAAUCCUGAGAACAAUGUUGGAUUGCUAACAUUGGCCAAUGUUGAAGUUCUUGCUACUUUAACUAGCGAUGUGGGGCGCAUUCUUUCGAAACUGCACCGUGUGCAGCCAAACGGCAACAUCAACAUUUUGACGGGCAUUAGAAUUGCUCAUCUAGCUCUCAAACAUCGCCAGGGAAAGAAUCAUAAAAUGCGCAUAGUUGUAUUUGUUGGAUCUCCCGUUACGUCAGACGAAAAAGAACUCGUCAAGUUGGCAAAGAGACUCAAAAAAGAAAAAGUAAAUUGUGACGUCAUAUCUUUCGGUGAAGACUCCGAAAACAAUCCUUUGUUAACUACGUUCGUGAAUACACUGAAUGGUAAGGAUAACACAACAGGCGGCAGCCACCUCGUAGCUGUUCCAGCUGGCGGGUGUGUUGUGCUAUCUGAAGCACUGAUUUCGAGUCCUAUUAUUGGCGGCGAUGGCGCCGGUCCAUCAGGAUCUGGAUUGUCUCCAUUCGAGUUUGGUGUCGAUCCUAAUGAAGACCCAGAGCUGGCUCUGGCUCUAAGAGUAUCCAUGGAGGAACAGAGACAACGCCAAGAGGAGGAAUCUCGGCGCCAACAGGCUAGCUCUGGAGAGGAGGCUCCGAAAGCUGGAGAAACACCAAGUGCAGGUGUACCUAUGUCACUGGGACGUGAAGCUAUGGAAUUGUCAGAGGAGGAGCAGAUUGCUCUAGCUAUGCAGAUGAGCAUGCAACAAGAAGCUCCGCAGGCAGAGGAAAGCAUGGAUGUGUCUGAAGAAUAUGCAGAAGUCAUGAAUGACCCAGCAUUUCUACAGAGUGUUUUAGAAAACUUGCCUGGUGUUGAUCCUCAGAGUGAGGCCAUCCGAAAUGCAAUGUCCACCAUCAAAAAGGACAAGGAUGACAAAGAUGUUAAAGACCAAAAGGAUAAAGAUGGUAAAGGAGGUUCCAGUUCAAAGGACAGUCAAUAAUUUUUUUCAAUUUUUUUAAUUUAUAAAUAUGCUCGUAAACUCGGUAACAAUUCUAUGUAAUAUCACGAUAAUAUACAUGGGUUCACAAUACAAUUUGACAUUUAUUUCCACGAAAUCCAAUUGAGGCCUUCUAUUUUGUUAUACUCUGGAACAAUAGAUAUUAUGUUUUAGUCUAAAUAAAAAUAUGCAUAGAGAA